Molecule: messenger RNA, 1939 nt
Organism: Drosophila busckii
Lineage: Eukaryota; Metazoa; Arthropoda; Insecta; Diptera; Drosophilidae
Product: organic cation transporter protein
Exons: 8
Coding region: 144-1853 (569 amino acids)
Biological process (GO): transmembrane transport
Molecular function (GO): transmembrane transporter activity
Source: RefSeq, a predicted model, not a curated record
GCAAACGUAACAUUGUGAAGUGCUAUAAAAAUAAGGUGUCUUGAUAUACGUAUCUAUAUAUAUUGACAGUUGGAUGAAAAUUGCCCAAAGUACGCUAAGAGCCAAUUAAACCGCACCGUUAACACGUGCGUUUUGUUGGCAAGAUGAGUGCAUCGGCAAAUGCGAUGGACUUUGACGAAAUACUCACGCAGAUUGGAGAGUUUGGACGCUACCAAAGAGUCAACUAUUUGCUCAUCUGUUUACCGGUGCUCUUUGCGGCGGCAAACAGUCUGUCGUAUGUGUUUACUGCCGGUACGCCAAAAUAUCGUUGCCGCAUUGAAGAGUGCGAUGUGUCGUAUCAGAAUCCGGCGUCAUACCAGACGGAUUGGCUGGAGCUGGCUAUGCCAGGUACACGUGAUAAACAUGGUUACUUUACACCCAAGGACUCGUGUCUGCGUUAUACCAGCAACAUAAGCGCAGUAGCAGCUUCAGACGAGUGUCAAGCAGAGCUGUUUGCGCCGCCGCAAACGCAACGUUGUAUGGACUUUGUUUACGACACGGGCGAAUAUACAAUUGUGCAGGAUUGGCAUCUAACGUGCAAGGAGAACAAAUGGAAGCUGGCCUUUGUUGGUACAACACACUUUGCAGGACUUGUAAUUGGCACGGCCCUUUUUGGUUAUCUCGCUGAUAGAUUUGGACGCAAGAACAUUUUCCUGUUUUGCAUUAUAUUCAUGGGUAUAACUGGCAUUGGACAGGCGCUUGCCUGGGAUUAUACAAGUUUCUUAAUCUUUGCACUGCUAAAUGCGAUCGGCACAUCUGGUGUUUAUCCACUGGCUUUUAUAAUUGGUGUGGAAAUGGUUGGUCCACGUAAAAGAGAAUUGACUUCUAUAGUACUCAACUAUUUCUAUGCACUGGGCGAAGCUCUAUUGGGCUUGGCAGCGUGGCUAUUACCCAACUGGCAAUUGCUGCAAUAUGCGCUAUCAGUACCACCUUUAUUUUUUGUGGCCUACUACUGGUUAGUUCCGGAAUCCGUGCGCUGGCUCAUAGCACGCAAUGAACACGAGAAAGCAGGAGCAAUAAUCAAGCGUGCGGCGCAGGUUAAUCACCGUGAGUUGUCUCUGGAGCUAAUGGCCAGUUUCAAGCAACAACAACUAGAGGCCAACGAUGCCGACAAGCAUCAAUCUCUGUUGCAGCAAAAGCAGCAGGAAGAACGACAAAUUUGGCCAUCCGUUAAGCAGGUAUUCGCGGCUCGUCAACUUGUCUGGCGUUAUGCUGCCAUGAUGUUUAUAUGGGCUGUUAAUGCUAUAGUAUUCUAUGGACUUUCACUGAAUUCUACUAAUCUCAGUGGCAACAAAUAUCUGAACUUUACACUGGUGUGCCUUAUAGAAAUACCCGGUUAUAGCCUGGCCUGGUUAUGUCUACGAAAAUUGGGACGUCGUCUUGCUUUGUCCGGUUCGCUGAUACUCUGUGCUGUAACCUGUGUCAUCAGCGGCUAUAUAACAUCUGGUUCCAAUUGGAUCAUUAUAGCUUUGUUUUUAAUUGGCAAACUGGGCAUAACAUCCUCCUUCGCGGUUAUAUACACAUAUACAGCUGAAAUGAUGCCUACGGUCAUACGCAGCGGUGGCGUAGGUGUUAUGUCGACCUUUGCCCGCUGCGGUGCAAUGCUGGCGCCAUUUGUGCCUUUACUGGGCUCCUACUAUGAGCCUUUGCCUCUAGUAUUGUUUGGUGCUUUCUCAAUGCUAGCGGGCUUGUUGUCUUUUCUGCUGCCGGAAACAUUUCACAAGAAGCUACCCGAUACGGUCGCUGAGGCAAUUGAGCUGGGCCGUACACGUACAAACUCAACAAAUAGUGCCCAGCAGGAGUCGACAAAUUAAUUAACUUAAUCUUAAAUCCUAAUAAUAUCUCAUUUAGUACAAAACUUAUUUUUGUAUAUUAGAUUUAACAAAACCAAGUUGGUACU